GCAAAGUCCUGCAGCCGAAUUUGCCCCGACGAAGAAACAGCGCCUCAGACGUCCCAGUCCCAGUCAGACAGAGACUUCAGUCAUCCGGUUUACAAAGAGAUCGCCUUAGCCAACGGACACAUCAACCGCAUGUCCAAGGAGGAGCUGCGGAUCAAGUUAGCCGACCUGAAACUUGACACCAGAGGAGUGAAGGAUGUGAUGAAGAAGAGGUUAAAGAACCACUACAAGAAGCAGAAGCUGCUGCAGUCUGCAGCGGAGGGGGGGCCCACUGACACCUACUACGACUACAUCUGUGUGGUGGACUUCGAGGCGACCUGCGAGGAGGAUAAUCCCUCCGACUUCCUCCACGAGAUCAUCGAGUUCCCCAUGGUCCUCAUCAACACGCACACCUUACAGAUCGUGGACACCUUUCAGGAGUACGUGAAACCAGAGCUGAACCCGCAGCUCUCAGACUUCUGCGUCAAGUUGACAGGAAUCACACAGGAAACGGUGGAUGAAGCCGAUUCGUUUCCAGGAGUCCUGCGGCGAGUUGUGGGCUGGCUGCAGGAGAGGGAGCUGGGAACAAAGUACAAAUAUGCCAUUCUGACCGAUGGGGCGUGGGACAUGAGCAAGUUCCUCAACAUCCAGUGUCGCCUCAGCCGGAUCAAAUAUCCUCAGUUUGCAAAGAAGUGGAUUAACAUAAGAAAGUCCUACUGCAACUUCUACAAGGUGCCCCGCACGCAGACCAAGCUGAGCACCAUGCUGGAGAAGCUGGGGAUGAAGUACGAGGGCCGCCCCCACUGCGGCCUGGACGACUCCCGCAACAUCGCCAGGAUCGCGAUGCGCAUGCUGCAGGAUGGCUGCCAGCUGCGCGUCAACGAGCGGAUGCACGGCGGCCAGCUGCUCUCGGUCCCCAGCUCGGCGCCGAUGGAAGGAGCCCCGGCGCCUCAUCACCCCAGCAGCAGAGAUURAGCUCCUGCGGCAGACUUUAAACCUGCGGUCACAUCAGCCCCCGCAGCUGCAGAGAGGGAAGCACUUUAACCAGAGCUUAAAGCUGGAAACGGGGUCAGUGUUUAGAUUUCACCAUGUGGGAUAAAAAUGAGUUCUGGAAGUUUUAUAUUUUGUUGAACUUUCUUCAUCCUGCCUUUUUUUGCUGCUUAAAUAAAUGUCUUUCAUUUUUGCCUUUCAUGUAGAUAUCAGAUUUUGUUCUGAAAAAAGAAAAAAAAUUGUAUCUGAGUCAAAAAAAUAUAAAAAUUCUGCAAUUUCACAACUGAUCACAAGUCUUAUUACUGUGAUGAGUUCAAGAAAACUAUAAAGACAGAGACACAAUUUCACAUCUGCUGACCGAGUUUGUACUUUYGAAGGUCAGCAUUGAUCAUGUUUUUAAUUUUUAAGAUUAAACGUUUAUUUUUCAGAGUAUAGACUUGACCACCCUUCAUAACACAUACUGUUUUUGUCUUUAAAUAUUGCUUUAUUUGGGGAUGUUCAAUGUAACAAUGUUAUCUGCUCAGAUGUGUAUUUUUUAUCUCACAGUAGGUGAUUUAUUUUUAACAGAAACAAAUAACCCAGUGAAUAAAUUGUAAGAAYGAGA
Molecule: messenger RNA, 1570 nt
Organism: Austrofundulus limnaeus
Lineage: Eukaryota; Metazoa; Chordata; Actinopteri; Cyprinodontiformes; Rivulidae
Gene: eri1
Product: exoribonuclease 1
Cellular component (GO): nucleolus; cytoplasm
Molecular function (GO): nucleic acid binding; 3'-5'-RNA exonuclease activity
Source: RefSeq, a predicted model, not a curated record